Branchiostoma floridae (Florida lancelet) is the source of this 1785-nucleotide messenger RNA. Its product is annotated as gastrula zinc finger protein XlCGF57.1-like. The transcript is spliced from 2 exons. Lineage: Eukaryota; Metazoa; Chordata; Leptocardii; Amphioxiformes; Branchiostomatidae. Gene Ontology annotation, molecular function: DNA-binding transcription factor activity, RNA polymerase II-specific; RNA polymerase II transcription regulatory region sequence-specific DNA binding. The record is from RefSeq and is a predicted model, not a curated record. Gene Ontology annotation, biological process: regulation of transcription by RNA polymerase II. Bases 88 to 1467 code for a protein of 459 amino acids. Gene Ontology annotation, cellular component: nucleus.
ACCUUUCACCCCUUGCUGCUUCAGACGAACGCUUGCAGGAUCGGAAGAUUGUGUGGAGGUAACAAUCAACACUGGAACAGGUUGGCCAUGGCUGAGGCAGGAUAUGGGUCUCCUACUGAUGUUCCCCUCAAGCUUGGUGAUGGGUAUCCUGUUGAAGUUUUAAGUGACAGAGAUGCAGGCAAUGGUGGAGACAAGCAGACAGCAAGUGAAAACAGUUUAGAAUGUCAACAAGGAGCACAUACUGAUGAAAAACCUUAUCUGUGUGUGGAUUGUGGCUACAGGACAUCCCGGAAGUCCAACUUAUUCCAACAUAUGAGAAUCCAUACCGGUGAAAAACCCUACAAGUGUGACCAGUGUGAUUAUUCUGCUUCACGGAAACGCAAUUUGGACAUACAUGUUGCAAAACAUACCGGUGACAAACCCUUCAUGUGUGGGGAGUGUGGGUACAGGACAACUCAAAAGUAUGACUUAUCCAUACAUAUGAGAACACAUACUGGUGAAAAACCCUACAAGUGUGACCAGUGUGAUUAUUCUGCUGCACAGAAAUCCUUAUUGGACCACCAUCUAGCAAAACACAGUGGUGACAAACCCUUCAUGUGUGGGGAAUGUGGGUACAGGACAACUCUCAUGUCUACCUUAUCCACCCAUAUGAGAACCCAUACAGGGGAAAAACCCUACAAGUGUGACCAGUGCGAUUAUUCUGCAGCACAGAAACACCAUUUGGACAUCCAUCUUGCAAAACAUACUGGCGACAAACCAUUCAUGUGUGGGGAGUGUGGGUACAGGACAACUCAAAAGUAUGACUUAUCCAGACAUAUGAGAAUCCAUACUGGAGAAAAACCCUACAAGUGUGACCAGUGCGAUUAUUCUGCAGCUCGGAAACACCAUUUUGACAUCCAUCUUGCAAAGCACACCGGUGACAAACCCUUCAUGUGUGGGGAGUGUGAGUACAGAACAACUCAAGAGUGUGACUUAUCGAAACAUAUGAGAACACAUACAGGAGAAAAACCCUAUAAGUGUGACCAGUGUGAUUAUUCUGCUGCACAGAAAUCCACAUUGGACAGCCACCUUGCAACACACUCCGGUAAAAAACCCUACAUGUGUGGGGAGUGUGGAUACAGGACAACUGAAAAACGUUACCUAUCCAGACAUAUAAGAAUCCAUACUGGUGAAAAACCCUACAAGUGUGACCGGUGUGAUUAUUCUGCUGCACAGAAAAGCACAUUGGACCGCCAUCUAUUGAAACACAGCAGUGAGAAGCCCUACCUGUGUGAAGAAUGUGGUUACAGAACAGCUGAUAGACGUUGCCUAUACAGACAUAAGAGAAUUCAUAUUGGUGAGAAACCCUACGUUUGUGUGGAGUGUGGGUACAGGGCGACUCAAAAGUCUGCCUUAUCCAAACAUAUGAGAACCCAUACCAGUAAAGCACCCUACAACUGUGUUCGGCAUGAUAAUACUGUAGUAUAGAGAUCCACAUUAGACUGAUGUCUAGCAAAAUUUCACAGUUGAAUAUACAAAGAAAUAUUAUACGGGAAACGUGAGCAUAGGGACGUAAGGGAUAUCUCGCUUGACCCUACAUUGUCUUUUUGUGAACCAAAAGAAAGGAGAAAACUGUGUAAUAGUAAGUAGUGUGAGUAACCAUCAGCUUAUCAAGUGUUACACUUUUAGUUAAGGAGACACUGAUGCCAGAAUCAAAAGGUGUGUUUGUAUAAUGCAUGUACAAAUUUACAAUAGAAUUUUGUUGUAUUCGUUAUCUGAGAACAUUUAUUACAGGUGUCCUAAACU